CAGCCGUCUGUGGGUGGUGACAAACUCCGGCGUGAAUAUUCCACCUGAGUGACAGGUCUCACACACACACACACACACACACGCGCGCGCCGUCCUGCCGCGAAGGUGGAUUCGGGGGGAGCGCUGCACGAGCUCGAUGGCGGUGAAAAUGGACGUAAAAGGCGCCAUAGAGCAGAUGGAGAGGGGAGAGCAGGACACCGCGUUAUCGGCUCUGCGGAGCUACAACACGGAGAUGACCCACUGCUUUACCUUCAGCAACGAGGAUGCGCUGGAUCGACAGCUUUUAGGUGGAUUGGUCCUGGGUUUCCUGGACAGGGAGCUGCAGCCUUCGUGUCAGCUGGCCUGUCUGGAAACAAUCCGAAUCCUGUCCCGAGACAAGCUUUGCCUGGAGCCCUUCAUCACCCUGCCCGCCAUGUCCACUCUCGCCCGCCACGCCGGCAUCGCCGUGGUCAGCAGUGCAGCGCCACCCGACAGCCAGCCGGCGGAGGGCCAAGGUGAAGACGGAGGAGGAAAAGGCGCAGCGCAGGUGUCCAGCGAAGAGGUAAAGGAAGUCUCCCCUCCGCCGGAGAACUCUGACCAGGAAGUAAUUGCCGAGUCACUCAAGUCCAUCUCUAACAUCCUGCUGCACAACGAGACCGGGCAGGGGGUAGCAGCAGAUCUACAGCUGAUAAAAGGCUUGGCAGAGAGGCUGCAGCAGUGCUAUGAUCCCAACUGGAUCCAUGAGGUGCGCUUCUUUGACCUGCGCAUCACCUUCCUGCUGACCGCAUUGAGGGUGGACGUCAGGGCGCAGCUAGUUCGGGAGCUCCACGGCGUCAGUCUGCUAGGCAACCAGUUGGAUGCCACCCUGGGUCUGUGCUGGCCAGAUACACUGGAGGCGGCGAGGGGAGGGUCCGAGGACGUCCCACCCGAACAACUGCCCCCACUGAGUCGGCAGCAGACGGAACUCGCCAUCGAGAUACUGAAGAUACUGUUUACGGUCACGUUCGACGCGAGCAGACGCCAGGUCGACGAGGAAGAGAUGGCAGAGUACAGACAUCUGGCAGCUAUGCUGAGACACUGUCUUAUGAGCCGCGCAGACGGAGAGGAGCGAACUGAUGAGUUUCACAGCCACACUGUCAACCUGCUGGGAAACCUCCCGCUGCCCUGCCUGGAUGUGCUGUUGGUCCCCAAAGUGCAGCCGGGCUCCAUUGAGUACAUGGGGGUCAACGUGGAUGCUGUCGACAUGCUGCUGGAGUUCAUGGAGAAAACACUUGACCGGGGACACAAGCUGAAGGAAACCCUUCUCCCGGUUCUAAACCUGCUGACUGAGAGCGCCCGAAUUCACCGAGAAACCAGAAAGUUCCUCAGGUCAAAGGUGCUGCCUCCACUGCGCGAUGUGACCAACAGGCCAGAGGUGGGCAGCGCGCUGAGGAACAAGCUAGUCCGUAUCAUGACGUCCAUUGACACCGACGUCAAGGACUGUGCUGCAGAGUUCCUCUUUGUCCUCUGCAAGGAAAGUGUUUCUAGGUUCGUUAAGUACACCGGAUACGGCAAUGCUGCAGGUCUGCUGGCUGCUCGGGGACUGCUGAGGGGGGGCAGAGACUCUGGGGUCUACUCUGAGGACGAGGAGUCCGACACAGAGGAGUACACGGAGGCCAAGGCACAUAUAAACCCAAUAACAGGAGUGGUACAAGAAGAACAGCCCAACCCUAUGGAGGGAAUGACCGAGGAACAGAAGGAGUACGAAGCCAUGAAGCUGGUCCGCAUGUUCGACAGACUGUCGAGGACUAAUUUCAUCCAGCCCAUGCAGCUCGGCAUGGACGGGAAGAUGAGCGAGAUCUCUCCGGGAGAUCUACACAACCUGGUCCACAAUCCUUUGUUCCAGCCAGAGGAGCCGGCUCAUUCAGACAGCGAAGAGGAGAAUGAGUGACGAGAAGCAGAAACGCGUCAUUCCUGCAAGAGAAGACCGGUCUCAUUAUUCUAUUUAUUCACAUCGCGGGGUCCAAUCAGCUCCUAUUUACUUAUUUUAUUGGGAAGCGAGUUACAGAAAGAUGGGAUUUGUUUAGUCAAAGUGAAAAGUACAUGGAACUUUAAGCUUUUUUUGAUAUGUGCUCCACAUUUCCUGUCCAUGAACACAACGACGGAGAUACUUUAUUACGCCUUUAGAGGUGGAGAAUAAUCGUGUGAUUUGUAAAUGGCCUAAUAUGAGCGUUAGUAUUAGUUACGUAUGUUCAAAGAUUGCAAACUUGCGUAUUUGUUGUUGUUUUGGCUCUAUUGGGAACAACAAUAGCUGAACAUGAUUGGUCGGUUAGUAUCUCUCAAUCAGCGCUACACACACACUUUACACUGCGGCCAUUUGUUUGACUAUUUAUCGCUCCGCAACUAUUUAGUUUCAACUCAACACGGGAGGAGAGGUGGUGUUUUUAAAGCCAAAGAGCUCCACUGUCGGUUUGUGACAACUGUAUUUGGGGAUUUUAGAUGUCUGCUGUUUUACAUAAAGAUGUUUCAUUUUUCAGAAGUGACAGGCGAAGCUGUAGAAAGAUAAAUCACAAUUCGAGUAGAAGGAAAUAUUUACUUAUAAUACAUAAUUACUUAUAUAGACUACGAAGAGAAUCUGAAACACAUUAUUUUAAAGGGAAAGUCUUUCACGUUGUUAUUGUAUAACCGUCCGCUCGAUUAUGGCGUAUUAAAUGUGAAGAAAAUUG
This is a messenger RNA of Gasterosteus aculeatus aculeatus (three-spined stickleback), 2684 nucleotides long. RefSeq names its product chaperone Ric-8A. Gene Ontology annotation, cellular component: cytoplasm; plasma membrane. Lineage: Eukaryota; Metazoa; Chordata; Actinopteri; Perciformes; Gasterosteidae. Gene Ontology annotation, molecular function: guanyl-nucleotide exchange factor activity; G-protein alpha-subunit binding. The record is from RefSeq and is a predicted model, not a curated record. Gene Ontology annotation, biological process: G protein-coupled receptor signaling pathway.